CAGAGGCGUAGUUUAAUGCUUUAAAAUAGAAACCAGAUAAGACUAUAAAACGCACCGAGUUUAACACCAGCCAGUAAGCAGGGAUACAGAAAAUAAUAUGAAAGAUGUGCCUCAGUCACUCAGAACGCGUCUGUUGAAUCAUGCUCUUCAAGACCACGUGUUAUUUAAUAAGCGUCAAUUUCUUAAUCGCAGAUGUUUUGACUUUUCAAACAAACUCCAAUGAAUCCUGUGUCCGUUUGUACGAAAAAGGCGUGGAAGCUUACCUGGACAACGACUAUCAAGAAUGUGUAGAAAAUUUCGAAGAAGCUGUACAAAAAUACCAGUUGUACAAGAAAGUGACGAACAACUGCCGAUUGAAAUGUAAACAGGAGGCGGAUACAUCGGAUCCUCUGUUUAGAGUGGACGUCGAAAAUUUGCUGUUUUACGAAAGAGCAAUUAAGAACACUCUGUGCAUAAUGCACUGUAAAACAGAAAAUGCCGAUGUUUUCAAUGGAACGCAGAUGAACUUCGAGACCGAACAACUUUUCGAAGAUCAAAAACCAUACGAAUAUCUUCACAUUUGUUAUUUUCAGACCAAAGAAUACCAAAAAGCCGCAUCAGCAGCUUUUACCUACUUAGUAACUCAUCCAAAUGAUAAGGCAAUGCAGGGAAAUUUAAAACACUACACGCAAGUCGAAGGUGUAAAAUCCGAUGAUAUAGUCAAUUUUGAAGCCAAAAGUUUCGUCUACCUAUACGCGCACGGGGCUGACGCCUACAACAAAAAAGACUGGAAAAAUGUUGAACAUAACAUGGAGGAGUCCUUGGGAUUGUAUCUGCAAGCUGAGGAAGAAUGCAGGGCCGGUUGCGAAGGACCGUUUGACCACGGAUGGUAUCCCGACUUUAUUCCAUCUAUAGCAAAUCAUUUCACGAUGGUUUUGAAAUGUAAAAUGGAUUGUAGCGAAAAGUUGAACACAUUAAACGGAGAAGAACACGACGACCUUCUACCUAGUCACUACCACUAUCUUCAGUAUGCCUAUUUCAAAAUGGGUAAUAUUAAGGAAGCUUGCCAGGCAGUGGCAAGUUAUCUAUUAUUUUUUCCUGAUGAUGAAACCAUGUUGGAUAAUAUGAAGUAUUACAGAUCUCUCCCAAAAGUUGACAAUGAAGAUUUUAGACCAAGAGAGGAAGCUGUGAAGUACGUCCAACGUAAAAUCUACGAAAAUAAAAUAAUGAAUUUUGUUAAUCAUGAGUAUAGAAACAUUGGUGUUACACAAAUUGAUGAAGAAACAGGUAGCAAGCGAAAUAUUGCGAACGAAAAACAACUGCGGGGCCCGAAGAGAUUUUUAUCGGAUGGCCUGGCAAGCAGAAGAGAAUGCAAAUCGCUUAUCGCAAUCGCCCGAAUUUUCGCGGUGCUGGGCGACGGGUACAAAGGAAAAAAAUCGCCGCACACCGAAAGGGAAUCGUUUCACGGCAUCACGUUAGGAAGGGCCGCGUUUCUAACGUACGUCGGGCUUUUAGACACGAAAUACCUCGAAAUUUACCUCCGAAUAACCGAGAGCGUGCGCCGAGAAGUCAAAAAUUACUUUAAACUGAACGACGAGUUACAUUUUAGUUACACACACUUAGUAUGCCGAUCUGCCCUGUCAGAUCCCUCGCUGAACAGGACGGACUUAAGUCAUCAAAUACACGCCGAUAACUGCAACAUUUUGGAGGAUGGGGUGUGCGAAAAAACGGCCCCUGCCUUUUUUUGGAGGGACUACAGCGCCAUACUCUAUCUGAACAGUAAUUUUGAAGGAGGCGAGUUUAUUUUUUCGAAUGAUUUGCUAGGGGAGGAUGUGCAGAGUUCAGUCGAGCCAAAAUGCGGCAGAAUGGUGGCUUUCUCAUCCGGACAGGAGAAUUUGCAUGGAGUCAAAGCAGUUAAAUCUGGAAGUAGGUGUGCUAUAGGUAUUUGGUUCACGUUUAAUGUAACGCAUAUAGAAAAAGACCGCGCUUUAUCUUACGAUAUGUUAGAUAUGCUAAAAAACACCUAAAUUUAAAUGGAUUGAUUUUUUAAGUACUUAAAUCAUGGGUUGUGUUUUCGUUUUAGUAUUUAAUUAAAUUCCUGAGUAUUGCUUCCUAGUCAAUGGACUUUUAUUACAUUAUAUAUUUUUGAAUAAAA
Brassicogethes aeneus is the source of this 2134-nucleotide messenger RNA. Lineage: Eukaryota; Metazoa; Arthropoda; Insecta; Coleoptera; Nitidulidae. The record is from the annotation of a GenBank genome assembly.